This is a messenger RNA of Astyanax mexicanus (Mexican tetra), 1058 nucleotides long. Its product is annotated as zinc finger protein 3-like. The coding region runs from base 52 to 723 and encodes 223 amino acids. Lineage: Eukaryota; Metazoa; Chordata; Actinopteri; Characiformes; Acestrorhamphidae. The record is from RefSeq and is a predicted model, not a curated record. Gene Ontology annotation, molecular function: RNA polymerase II cis-regulatory region sequence-specific DNA binding; DNA-binding transcription factor activity. The transcript has 2 exons. Gene Ontology annotation, biological process: regulation of transcription by RNA polymerase II.
AGUGAGACCAGAACGGAAUUAAGAGUGUCUGAACAGUGGGAAGUCCUUAUAAUGGCACUAAACAGGUGGCUGGAAGACCACCAGCACUCUGUCAAGAGUUUUACUAAACAGAGUAAUCUCAAAAUACACCAGCGCAUUCACACAGGAGAGAAACCGUAUCACUGCUCAGACUGUGGGAAGAGUUUUACUAAACAGAGUGAUCUCAAAAAACACCAGCGCAUUCACACAGGAGAGAAACCGUAUCACUGCUCAGACUGUGGGAAGAGUUUUAUUGAACAGAGUAAUCUCAAACGACACCAGCGCAUUCACACAGGAGUAAAACCGUAUCACUGCUCAGACUGUGGGAAGAGUUUUAAUCAAGAGGGUCAUCUCAAACGACACCAACGCAUUCACACAGGAGAGAAACCGUAUCAAUGCUCAGACUGUGGAUCGAGUUUUAAUAGACUGGGGACUCUAAAACUGCAUCAGCGCAUUCACACAGGAGAGAAACUGUUUCACUGCUCAGACUGUGGGACGAGUUUUACUGUACAGGGUAAUCUCAAAAAACACCAGCGCAUUCACACAGGAGAGAAACCGUAUCACUGCUCAGAUUGUGGGAAGAGUUUUACUACACAGAGUGAUCUAAAAAAACACCAGCGCAUUCACACAGGAGAGAAACCGUAUCACUGCUCAGACUGUGGAAAGAGUUUUACUAAACAGAGUGAUCUCAAACGACACCAGUGAAUUCACACAGGAGAGAAAACUAUCCCACAUUUGUCCCACAGCAAUUAAAAGUGCAAAUCGUAAAUCUUUCAGACAGAAUACCUUAUUCUACAUAAAUGUUUCACUUUGUCACUUGGGACACGUUCCACAAGAAACAAACAUGAACUGAAUUUAACAAUGGAUUUUACAGGUUCAGCAAAAUGAAUCUUACCCAGGAAUGAGGUUUAUUGAAUUCCAUGUUAUGUUUUCUCGUAUGUUUGAUAUUCCAGGACAUUCUUUGUGAGACAGAGCUCAGUUCUGAAGAAGGGGAGGUAAUUUGGGUUUGAGCGAGGGCACUGCCAGUGUUUGGACCAGAU